AUAUUUUAAGUCGGGAAGGGAUUUUGGUGAACUGCGACGUUCUCGCAACCCUUAAAUGGUAGGGUCCGGCUAGCGCUGAACUCUUUCCUUUCUCUCAAAGAUCCGCAGCCAUGAGCAUGCUCAGGCUCCAGAAGCGCCUGGCGUCCAGCGUUUUACGCUGUGGCAAAAAGAAGGUCUGGUUGGACCCAAACGAGACCAACGAGAUCGCCAACGCCAACUCCCGCCAGCAGAUCCGUAAGCUGGUGAAGGAUGGUCUGAUCAUCAGGAAACCCGUGACGGUGCACUCGCGCGCCAGAUGCCGCAAGAACACACUUGCCCGACGCAAGGGUCGUCACAUGGGCAUCGGUAAGAGGAAGGGUACUGCCAACGCCCGUAUGCCAGAGAAACUCGUCUGGAUGAGGCGCAUGAGGAUCCUCCGCCGCCUGCUGCGCCGCUACAGGGAGUCCAAGAAGAUCGACAGGCACAUGUACCACAGCCUGUACCUGAGGGCCAAGGGUAACGUGUUCAAGAACAAGCGCAUCCUCAUGGAGCACAUCCACAAGCUGAAGGCCGACAAGGCUCGCAAGAAGCUCCUUUCUGACCAGGCCGAGGCUCGUCGUACCAAGACCAGGGAGGCACGUAAGCGUCGCGAGGAGCGUCUCCAGGCCAAGAAAGAGGAGAUCAUCAAGACCCUCUCAAAGGAGGAGGAGACCAAGAAGUGAACACGCUCUUUUCAGUGCUAAUAAAACACCACAAAAUCUA
Engraulis encrasicolus (European anchovy) is the source of this 741-nucleotide messenger RNA. RefSeq names its product large ribosomal subunit protein eL19. The transcript is spliced from 6 exons. Gene Ontology annotation, cellular component: ribosome; cytosolic large ribosomal subunit. Gene Ontology annotation, molecular function: structural constituent of ribosome; RNA binding. The coding region runs from base 111 to 701 and encodes 196 amino acids. NCBI's taxonomy places the organism in Eukaryota, Metazoa, Chordata, Actinopteri, Clupeiformes, Engraulidae. The record is from RefSeq and is a predicted model, not a curated record. Gene Ontology annotation, biological process: translation.